Petromyzon marinus (sea lamprey) is the source of this 3308-nucleotide messenger RNA. Its product is annotated as neuroligin 4-like. Lineage: Eukaryota; Metazoa; Chordata; Hyperoartia; Petromyzontiformes; Petromyzontidae. The record is from RefSeq and is a predicted model, not a curated record.
GAGUAGAAGGAGGGAGGAGGAGUAGGCGGAGGUGCGGCGUCCGUUAGCACAGCGCGAGGGGGGUGGGGGUGGUGGUGGUGCCGUGCGUGGCGGAGCGGGGAUGGGCGUGGGCCCGUGGGUCCGCGUGGCCGUGGGCCUCCUCGCCGUGGGGGUGUGCGCGGCCGGCGUCCCGCGCGCCCGGGACCCGGGCCGCCGCCGCACCUUCUACAGCGACGACGACGACGACGGCGACGACGGCGGCGGCAUCGGCGGAGGCAUCGGCAGCAUCGUCGACGAGGAGCUCAACUACAAUGUGCAGCGCAUCAACGAGGAGAAGACGAGGCACGGCCAGGGGGGAAACUUCGGCGACGACUUUGGGCUCCCGAAGAAGGGCGGCGGCGGCGGCGGCAUCUUCGGCGGUGACGAUGACGACGAAGACGACGACGAUGACGACAAUGAUGAAGGUGACGACGACGGCAAGGGAGGCGGCGGGAAGGUCGGCGGCGGUGGACGCCGUCGCCUGAACGAGCCGAAUCGCCCCGUCGUGGCCACCAACUACGGCAAGCUGCGGGGAAUCCGUGUCUCCCUGCCCUCGCCCGACGCGGUGCUGCGCUCCGACGGGAGAGGUGCAGAGGGACCUGGAGCUGGCCCUGCGGGGACGCCCGGCGGAGGCCCUGGCGGUGGAGGCCCCGGCGGCGGCGGCGGCGGCGCCCCCCUGGUCGUGACGCAGUUCCUGGGGGUGCCGUACGCCCGCGCCCCCCGCGGCGAGCGCCGCUUCUCGGCGGCGGAGCCCCCCGCCGUGUGGAGCGGGGAGAGGGAGGCGGCGACGCGGGGCCCCCCCUGCCCACAGCCGGUGCCCAACCACAGGGGGCCCGAUUGGACUGGCUGGGGGAUGCUGCCCGUGUGGGAGGCUGGCAACGAACGUCUGGCCACGUGGCUAAGCUCCAAGCAAAGCGAGGAAUGCCUCAACCUGGAUGUGUACAUCCCGGGCCGCGAUGUCCCCGGUGAGAGGCCGCCCCUGGCCGUGAUGGUGUUUCUCCACGGGGGCUCGUUCCUGGACGGAGCGGGUGGCCUCUACGACGGCAGCGCCCUCGCCGCGCACGGGGACGUGAUCGUGGUGAUCGUCACCUACCGCCUCGGCGUGCUCGGUUUCUUCAGCACGGGGGACUCGCUGGCACGCGGCAACUACGGCCUGCUGGACCAGGUGAUGGCGCUGCGCUGGGUCCGAGAAAACGUCGGCCACUUUGGGGGUGACCAGGGGCGCGUGACGCUCGUGGGCGCCGGCACGGGGGCCGCGUGUGCCAGCCUCCUCGCGCUGUCGCACCACGCUGAGGGCCUCUUCCAGCGCGUGAUUGCUCAGAGCGGCACGGCCCUGUCCAGCUGGGCCCUCAACCAUCGCCCUGAGCUGUCGGCGGCUGCCCUGGCGCGCUCCGUUGGCUGCCUGCGGCCCCUUCCGCCGCCCCCACGGCACCGCGGCUCUGCGCCCCACCGCCAGCAGCAGCAGCAGCAGCAGCAGCAGCAGCGGCAGCGGGACGUGACGGUGGUGGGCCCGGCUGCCAUGGCGUGCCUGCGGCGCAAGUCAACGGAGGAGCUCGUCGAGGCGUCGGCCUCGCUCUCCGAGUUUUCUUUGUCGUCGUCGUCGUCGUCGCCGUCGUCGUCGUCCUCGCCGCCACCGCUUUCUCCGUUCUCGUUCUCGCCCUCGCACUUCCGCUCGGUGUUCGCGCCCACGGUGGACGGGGAGGUGAUCCCGGACGACCCGCGCGCACUGCUCGAGCAGGGGGAGUUCCUCAACUACAACACGAUGCUGGGCGUCGCGCAGGCCGAGGGCCUCCGCCUCGCCGAGGCCUUCCUGGAGCCCGACGAGCGGCCGGCCUUCAGCCUCGGCCUCAGCGGCGGCGGCGGUUUUGGCGGCGGCGGCGCCGAGACGCAGGGCGGCCUCGACGGGCGGAGCGCAACGGCCACAAAGCCCGGAGCGAAGGUAGCCGCGGUGGAGUCGCGGAGGCCUGCACUUCCGGGGGCUCCCCCCGCCAUUGCCGAAGCCGCUCCGGCCGUCCUGGGCCCCUACGAGGACCGCAACCCGGCAGGAGGCGGCGCUUUCUCGGCGGCAUUCUCGCGUGCCGUCGAUGAGCUGGUGGACGGGCUGUAUGCGGCGGAGGUCGUGGGCGACGGAGACGGUGGCGACGACGACGACGACGACAGCGACGACCAGGAUUCGGAGCCGCCGGGGACGGAGGCGCUGCGCGAGACGGUGCGCUUCAUGUACACGGACUGGGCUGACCGGGACAAUGCGGAGAUGCGGCGCAAGACCCUGCUGGCGCUCCUCACGGACCAUCAGUGGGUGGCGCCGGCGGUGGCCACGGCCGACCUGCGCAGUCAGUUCGGCUCACCGACCUACUUCUACGCGCUCUACCAGCGGUGCGACGGGGAACCCACCCCGUCCGUCGGUGCCGGCGGCAGCAGCGGCAGCAGCGGCACGACCGGUGUGAAGGACAGAGGCGGGGGGGACUCGGUGGCCUCGAAGACUUUGACGGCAGCCGCGUCGGUGCCGUCGGCGCGGGCGGGAGCCGCGCCGGCGCCAGUGGCGCCGGCGGGGGGAGGAGCGGCGGCGGCGUCGUCGUCGAGGCCGGCCUGGGCGGACGCGGCGCACGGCGAUGAGCUGCCCUACGUGCUGGGCGCCCCCUUCCUGCGCCCAUCCUCGCGCUUCUCCCGCAUGUUCGCGUGCAACUUCUCGCGGGGCGACGCGGCGCUCAGCGCCACCGUCAUCGCCUACUGGAGCAACUUCGCCAAGAGCGGCGACCCCAACCGCCCUGAGAUCACGGAUGAUGACGAUGACGACAUCGAUGGCGGCGGCGGCGGCGGUGGCGCCGGCGGCGAGGACGGCGCCGACGGCGGCGCCCGCUCCAGCAUCUUCGUCGAGGUCCCUUGGCGCCGCUACAGCCCCCGUGAGCAGCACUACCUCCACCUGGGCCCACGGCCGCGCCUGCGUGAACACUACCGCGCCAACAAGGUCGCCUUCUGGCUCGAGCUGGUUGCCGCACCUGCAGUACAUGGCCUCCUCCUCGUCCACCUCGUACGAGGGCCGCCACUUCACGGGUUUCGGUGCUACGCGGAGGCCGCCGGGGGCCGUUGGCCGCCGGGGCCCCUCGGGCACAGGCUACGGCACGACGAGGAGGCCCAAGGGGCCGGACCGCGCCAGCCGCAAGGACAAGGGAGGGGUCGACAACCCGGGCGGCGGUGGAGGCUCGACCCGGCGGCAGGAAGGCGGCACCGGCAGCGGGAUCGAAGGCGGCAAUGAGGCCGGGCGGGAUGGCGACGCGAGCCAACGGCGG